GAUCCUUUGCAGCAUAGGCAGAGGAGGCAGGAGCCCCUCGGGUGGGCUAGUUGCUUGAGCUGGGGAUGCCUGGGCAGAUGCUGAAGCAGCUGGAAAGGUGGCACCGCACUUGGGUCGCAGAAGCUGCCGCUGUUCCUAGGAGACGGAGAAGCAGCAAGCCUGCGGGGGAGGGGGAGCAAGUGGGUUGCUGCUUUUAGCAGCUGAAAGGACUGCAGGGAGCUCUGGGUAAGACAUUUUCUAAGGCUGCUGCUUCUGCGGUAGAAACUGCCGCGAGUAAGUCAGAGGAAGGAGGAUCGAGAGGGAGGAGGCUUCAGUUGCAGCCAUGCUGAAUCACUGUUGCUGAUCAGAUCUCCCGCUGGGCUGCUGGGAGAACUGAGAACAGAGCUAGAAUCGCCAGGUAUAUGCACUGUUCAGCGGCUACCACCCCUGCUGGGCCUCGCACAAUGGAGGGUGAAAGCGUCAAGCCAAACUCCCAGCCACUGAUGCAGGCCGGGGAUGAUGAGAAGAACCAGAGGACAAUCACUGUCAACCCAGCCCACAUGGGGAAGGCCUUCAAGGUUAUGAAUGAGCUGCGGAGUAAGCAGCUGUUGUGUGACGUGAUGAUUGUGGCAGAAGAUGUGGAAAUAGAAGCCCACCGUGUGGUCCUGGCAGCCUGCAGUCCCUACUUCUGUGCCAUGUUUACAGGUGACAUGUCUGAGAGUAAAGCCAAAAAGAUUGAAAUCAAGGACAUGGAUGGGCAUACGCUUAGGAAGCUGAUUGAUUACAUCUAUACUGCAGAAAUCGAGGUGACUGAAGAGAAUGUGCAGGUGCUGCUCCCAGCAGCCAGCUUGCUACAGCUCAUGGAUGUUCGGCAGAACUGCUGUGACUUCCUGCAGUCUCAGUUGCAUCCCACCAAUUGCCUGGGCAUCCGUGCGUUUGCAGACGUACAUACCUGCACCGACCUUCUGCAGCAGGCCAAUGCCUAUGCAGAGCAGCACUUUCCAGAGGUGAUGCUGGGAGAAGAAUUUCUUAGCCUAAGUCUGGACCAGGUGUGCAGCUUGAUAUCCAGUGACAAGUUGACCGUUUCUUCAGAAGAGAAGGUGUUUGAAGCUGUGAUCUCCUGGAUCAAUUAUGAGAAGGAGACCCGUUUAGAGCACAUGGCAAAACUGAUGGAACACGUCCGACUCCCUCUCUUACCCAGGGAUUACCUAGUGCAGACAGUUGAAGAGGAGGCUUUGAUAAAGAAUAACAACACCUGUAAGGACUUCCUCAUCGAGGCCAUGAAAUACCAUCUGCUUCCACUGGAUCAGAGGCUCUUGAUUAAGAACCCCAGAACCAAACCCAGGACUCCAGUAAGCCUGCCUAAGGUCAUGAUUGUGGUUGGCGGCCAAGCACCCAAGGCAAUCCGCAGCGUGGAGUGCUAUGAUUUUGAGGAGGACCGGUGGGAUCAGAUUGCAGAGCUUCCAUCCAGGAGAUGCAGAGCAGGUGUGGUGUUCAUGGCUGGCCAUGUGUAUGCCGUGGGCGGGUUUAACGGCUCACUGCGGGUGCGGACCGUGGAUGUGUACGAUGGUGUAAAGGACCAGUGGACGUCCAUUGCCAGCAUGCAGGAGCGCCGGAGCACACUGGGCGCAGCUGUGCUCAAUGACCUGCUGUAUGCGGUGGGAGGCUUCGAUGGCAGUACUGGCCUAGCGUCGGUGGAAGCCUACAGCUACAAGACCAACGAGUGGUUCUUUGUGGCCCCGAUGAACACGCGGAGGAGCAGUGUGGGUGUGGGCGUUGUGGAGGGGAAGCUGUAUGCCGUUGGGGGUUACGAUGGGGCCUCCCGUCAGUGCCUGAGCACCGUGGAGCAGUACAACCCAGCGACCAAUGAGUGGAUAUAUGUGGCCGACAUGAGCACCCGCCGCAGUGGUGCAGGGGUUGGAGUGCUCAGUGGACAGCUGUAUGCCACAGGUGGACAUGAUGGGCCCUUGGUGAGGAAGAGUGUUGAAGUUUAUGAUCCUGGAACAAACACCUGGAAGCAGGUGGCAGACAUGAACAUGUGUCGACGCAAUGCAGGGGUCUGCGCAGUGAAUGGGCUCCUGUAUGUGGUCGGAGGAGAUGAUGGAUCCUGCAACCUGGCAUCGGUGGAGUACUACAAUCCUGUCACCGACAAGUGGACGCUGCUGCCAACCAACAUGAGUACCGGGCGGAGCUACGCAGGUCUGCCUUCCAGCUCCACCCACCCUGGGCUGGGGAGGGGAGGAGGAGACUUGAGCUUGCUUAACUUGGGUCUGAGUGCCUCCUCCUGGGUGGCAGGUGUUGCUGUGAUCCAUAAGUCCUUGUGACCCAAACUCCCACUGCCAGGAGGAGGAAGGAGCGGGAGCCCGUGACUUGGAGCUGCGGGACCAUGACGACUGGAUUUGACUCACUGGGAGGGUCUGAGAUGGCGCGAGCACGACCCUUUCCCAUGGUGCAGUCUCUGUCAGUGUGGACGCUGGUGACCCACCUCCUACUCCCCUGAGGUGCUUUGACCUCCACCCUGAGCCGUGGAGUUCUGGACGACUCAGCAGCACCUUUGGGCUUUUUUUUUCCUUGUUGUUUCUACAGAGACAACAGAGAACCUAGAGUGUGUGUGUGUGUGUGU
This is a messenger RNA of Sciurus carolinensis (gray squirrel), 2602 nucleotides long. RefSeq names its product kelch like family member 3 (gene Klhl3). The coding region runs from base 402 to 2303 and encodes 633 amino acids. Gene Ontology annotation, molecular function: protein binding. Lineage: Eukaryota; Metazoa; Chordata; Mammalia; Rodentia; Sciuridae. Gene Ontology annotation, cellular component: cytosol. Gene Ontology annotation, biological process: renal sodium ion absorption; protein K48-linked ubiquitination; monoatomic ion homeostasis. The transcript has 15 exons. The record is from RefSeq and is a predicted model, not a curated record.